This is a messenger RNA of Cryphonectria parasitica EP155, 1907 nucleotides long. RefSeq names its product MBOAT-domain-containing protein. The transcript is spliced from 5 exons. Gene Ontology annotation, cellular component: membrane; endoplasmic reticulum. The record is from RefSeq and is a predicted model, not a curated record. Gene Ontology annotation, biological process: lipid modification; glycerophospholipid biosynthetic process. Lineage: Eukaryota; Fungi; Ascomycota; Sordariomycetes; Diaporthales; Cryphonectriaceae. The coding region runs from base 1 to 1659 and encodes 552 amino acids. Gene Ontology annotation, molecular function: 1-acylglycerophosphocholine O-acyltransferase activity; 1-acylglycerol-3-phosphate O-acyltransferase activity.
AUGUUACCCUUCAUACACGCCCCUUUCGUCUGGCUGGCAGACUCUGUCGGCGCCGGCCCCGAUGAACUCAAGCUUAUAUUCUCGAUCCUCAUAUCGUACCCCCUCGCGGCCCUUCUCAAGCGCAUUCCCGAUACGAAACCCGCCUACAAGAAUCUCUUCAUCGCAGGGACCGGCAUUUUCUUUCUCGUCGGCCUGUUCGACCUAUGGGCUGGUCUACGUACCCUUCUCAUCGCUGCAGGUGGCGCCUACGGCAUUGCCUACUUCCUGCGCGGCAGUCCCUACAUGCCCUGGAUCGGCUUCGUGUUCCUCAUGGGCCACCUGAGUCUCAAUCAGCUCGAGCGCCAGUUCGCUAACAACCCGGCUGUCGUUGAUAUCACGGGCGCGCAGAUGGUGCUCGUCAUGAAGCUGAGCGCCUUCUGCUGGAACGUCGCAGAUGGGACACUGAGCGACAACCAGCUGUCCGAGUUCCAGAGGGAGAGGGUGCUGGCGGAGCUGCCGGACCUCCUGGACUACGCGGGGUGGGUGUUCUUCUUCCCGGCACUGCUGUGCGGGCCGGCGAUGGACUUUGCCGAGUACAGGCGGUGGCUGGACACGAGCAUGUUCGAGGUGCCGUCGACGGUGGACCCGGCCAAGAAGCCGCCGACGCGCAAGAAGCGGCGGAUCCCGCGCAGCGCCACGCCGGCCAUGUGGAAGAUGGUGACGGGCCUCGUGUGGAUCCUGUGCUUCCUCCAUUUCUCUGGCUGGUACAACGUGGAGCUGCUCGUGGGCGACGGCCUCGUGCAUUACGGGUUGCUGCGGCGCGUGUGGAUCAUGCACAUGACCAACUUCACGGCGCGGAUGAAGUACUAUGGCGUGUGGUCGCUGACCGAGGGCGCGUGCAUCCUGAGCGGCAUCGGCUACAACGGCGUGGACCCCGUCACGGGCAGGAUCAGCUGGGACCGGGUGCAGAACGUGAACCCGUGGGGCGUGGAAACGGCGCAGAACACGCGCGCGUACCUGGGCAACUGGAAUAUUAAGACGAAUUUGUGGCUGCGCAACUAUAUCUAUCUGCGGGUUACACCCAUGGGCAAGAAGCCUGGGUUCCGGGCGAGCAUGGCUACGUUUGUGACGAGUGCGGUGUGGCAUGGGUUCUACCCCGGGUAUUAUCUCACGUUUGUGCUGGCCAGCUUCAUCCAGACUGUGGCGAAGACUGACCCAGCGCCAGAUUUCCGCCGAUACUUUCGUCCCUUCUUUAUCGACCCCAAGACACAGAAGCCCACUCCGCAGAAGCCUUACUACGACGUCUUCUCCUACCUGGUAACACAGCUGGCCUUCUCGUUCGCGACGACACCCUUCCUGGUGCUGGGAUUUGCCGACAGCGUCAAGGUCUGGGCGCGCGUCUACUUCUACUGUGUGGUGGGCGUGGCGGCGUCCUCGGCCUUCUUUUCGUCUCCCGGUAAGUCUUGGACAAAGGCGAAGUUGGAGGAGCGCAGCAAUGCCGCGGGGGUCCAGAUCAAGAAGUCGGUGAGCACGGAGAGCUUGGCGUCAGGUGGCAGCCGUGAUCACGAGGGAGUUGUCGGGCCGGGGCUGUCGAGUGAUGUGGAGAGGGACGUAGGCGAGCUGGUGGGCGAGGCGAGGGCUGCAUGGAUCGAGAGGGAGAAGGCCCGAAAGAGGUUGUAAAAGGGGACUGCGGCGGGGCCACCUGGUGAAGUUCGCCGUCAGUUGAGGCCAGGCGUUUGUAUGAUGGAGGUGCCGGGUCUCGGCGCCGCGCAGGUUGCUUGCCAUUGCUGUUCCUGCUCCUCCAGAUGAGUAGUCUCUGCUGGGGGUUGUCGGUCAUGAGGUGAUCCAGGUCUCGCUAUGGCAUACAUACAAAUAUAUGUACUUCUAUAGACGAUGUGCACAUAGUGGAGAAGACGCCUAUAAACCAG